Molecule: messenger RNA, 451 nt
Organism: Trypanosoma conorhini
Lineage: Eukaryota; Euglenozoa; Kinetoplastea; Trypanosomatida; Trypanosomatidae
Product: Gim5A protein
Exons: 1
Biological process (GO): peroxisome fission
Cellular component (GO): peroxisomal membrane
Source: RefSeq, a predicted model, not a curated record
AUGUCUGCCUGUGCCCACGCGUACCUCUCCGACACGUGGAACCGUGACAAGGUCAUGGCCAUUGUGCAGUUCCUUCCGAUGGCGCUGGAGGGCCCUGUACGAAAUGCCGGUUGUGAUUCCCUUGCCGCGUCCCUGGGCAACCUGUCAAAGAUGGCGGACGCGUACCGUGCGGUCACCCGUUUGUCGCUGGUGCUAAACGCGCUUUCGUCCAAGACGUUGGCGGAUUUGGCGAAGCCACGGGAAGAUGCCUUUGUUUGGCGCCUCGAGCAGGUUUCACACGCGUUCCACGUUGGCUUCUGCUUCAACGAGCACACGGCGGUGCUUGCGGGGCGCGGCGUGUUUAAGUCUGGGCUGGCGCGCCUGGGUGGUGUGGCUGUGCUUUGCUGGUUCUACACGCUUGUCCUGGGUUUGGUCCGGCAGGUGUACCUGCUGGCGAAGCACAGCCCCAAGG